GACUAUAUUAUUGAAAGAGCAUCGUUUGUUCGGAAACGCGGUUACUUAAUAAUUAAAUUCUAUCGCACUAAUUUAUUAUUUUUGGAAAUAACUCGCCACGGAAUAUUUAUUUAUAGAUAAAUAUUAUUAAAUGUACCGAUUUUGCCGAUUUCAGAACGCAUGACUUAUUUAGUAAUCUGUGGUAAUUUGUGUCAUACCCGCCGCGCCAACAAUAAGGUUAUUAAAGUUUUUGUCACAGGUUUUAGAUAAAGUUUGUUUUGUUUUAAAGACUAAGAAGUUUUUUUUGUUUGCUAAUAAGUGUUUGUUAAUCAUGUUGGAUUUUGAUUUUUAACAAUGCCACCAGCCAGACGUUCAAACAUAGGCCGCAGAUCUCGAAAUACUGCAAGGCAAAGAAAUAGAAGAGCAAAUCUAACUGAUGAGCAACGCGAAGCGCGAAAUGCACUUCAACGGAAUCGACAUCAACGUUAGUAAAAAAUUAAUAAGGCGGUACGAAGUUCGCCGGGUCAGCUAGUGUGACUUAAAACAUAUAAAAUGGAAGAAGUUUCUGAAGAACUACUCGUGAGUGAACUUCCGGAAAAAUCCAAGAAGGCUUAUUGGAGUGUUUAUGAAUCAUUCAACAUUUGGAAAGCGAAGAACAAUACAACCACCAGCACAGAAGCAGAUGUAUUAAACUAUUUUACUGAACUAUCCACCUCACACAAGCCAUCUUCACUCUGGUCUCACUAUUCAAGACUCAAACAUACCUUGCUGGUGGAGGAGAAAGUCAACAUUAAGAAGUUCCCUAGGUUGUUGCUAUUCCUAAGGAACAACUCUAAAGGAUUUCAAGCAAAACAGUCACUGUCAUUCACUGGUGAGAACAUGAAAGACUUUUUAAGUAAAGCACCUGAUGAUAAGUAUCUUCCAACAAAGGUUGCAAUGAUAUUUGGUGUGUUUGGUGCUUGCCAAUCAACUGAAUUAGCCACAUUGAAAAUUGGAAACCUACAAGAUAUGGGCACAUCAUUUUUAGUGACAAUAUUAAAUUCUCGGACCAAACAGCAUCGAAAUUUCGUUAUUUCAUAUCCGUUUUAUGAGAUAUGUAAAAAGUAUUUUGGGUGUCGAUUACAUGACCCAGACGCGCUCAUUUUCCAACCAUAUUCUGAUGGAAAAGUGAUGAAUAUUACUACUCUGUUCAAAAUGGGAAAAGAAGUGGCAAAGUUUCUCAAAUUAGACAAUAUAGCACACUAUUCUGGCCAUAGUUUUAAACUCUCCUCUGCAAAUAUUAUUUUGGAUGCUGACGGGAAUAUUAUCUCAAAAAAACCGGAAUUAUUACGUGAGCGUAUCAAACCGACAACCAGUGUUGCUGAUACUGAAGAGGCGAAUGAAUGUGAUCAAAGUGAAGAAAGUGAUAGUGAUGAUGACACAAACAUAGACUUUCAAAAGAUUGCCAAACUACCCGCAAUGACAUUUAACAAUUGUCAUAAUGUAAAAAUUAAUGUUAAGCUGCCUGAUAGAGAAACAAUUCCUUUAUAAUAUGUCUGCCAAUACUUUUAAUUUUAAUUUAAUAAAUACUUUCAUAAAGUGUAAAUAA
Molecule: messenger RNA, 1567 nt
Organism: Dalotia coriaria
Lineage: Eukaryota; Metazoa; Arthropoda; Insecta; Coleoptera; Staphylinidae
Exons: 5
Coding region: 532-1509 (325 amino acids)
Biological process (GO): DNA integration; DNA recombination
Molecular function (GO): DNA binding
Source: RefSeq, a predicted model, not a curated record